Molecule: messenger RNA, 2001 nt
Organism: Neopelma chrysocephalum (saffron-crested tyrant-manakin)
Lineage: Eukaryota; Metazoa; Chordata; Aves; Passeriformes; Pipridae
Gene: CACNG3
Product: calcium voltage-gated channel auxiliary subunit gamma 3
Exons: 4
Coding region: 87-1034 (315 amino acids)
Biological process (GO): regulation of AMPA receptor activity; neurotransmitter receptor internalization; transmission of nerve impulse
Cellular component (GO): postsynaptic density membrane; AMPA glutamate receptor complex
Molecular function (GO): channel regulator activity; voltage-gated calcium channel activity
Source: RefSeq, a predicted model, not a curated record
CGCCGGCCGCGGGGGCAUGAGGCGGCGGGCGGCGGGCGGCGGCGCCGGCCCUUCCCCUGCGAGCCGCCGCCGGAGGAUGAAGCAGCAUGAGGAUGUGUGACAGAGGCGUCCAGAUGCUCGUCACCACGGUGGGAGCCUUCGCAGCCUUCAGCCUGAUGACCAUCGCCGUGGGCACUGACUACUGGCUCUACUCGCGCGGCGUGUGUAGGACUAAGUCCACGAGCGACAACGACACGAGCCGCAAGAACGAGGAGGUGAUGACCCACUCGGGGCUUUGGAGGACGUGCUGCCUGGAAGGAACCUUCCGAGGAGUGUGCAAGAAAAUCGACCACUUCCCUGAGGAUGCAGACUACGAGCAAGACACGGCCGAGUACCUCCUCCGAGCAGUGAGAGCAUCCAGUGUCUUCCCCAUCCUCAGCGUGGGGCUGCUGUUCUUCGGGGGCCUGUGCGUGGCCGCCAGCGAGUUCUACAAGAGCAAACACAACGUCAUCCUCAGCGCCGGCAUCUUCUUCGUCUCCGCAGGGCUCAGCAACAUCAUCGGGAUCAUAGUGUACAUCUCGGCCAACGCGGGGGACCCGGGGCAGAGCGACUCCAAGAAGAGCUACUCCUACGGCUGGUCCUUCUACUUCGGGGCCCUGUCCUUCAUCAUCGCCGAGAUGGUGGGGGUGAUUGCCGUGCACAUGUACAUCGAGAAGCACCGCCAGAUCCGCGCCAGGUCCCACUCGGAGCUGCUGAAGAAGUCGGCUUUCACCCGCCUCCCCCCCUACAGGUACCGCUUCCGCCGGCGGUCCAGCUCCCGCUCCACCGAGCCCCGCUCCCGGGACAUGUCUCCCAUCAGCAAGGGGUUCAGCACCAUCCCCUCCACCGACAUCUCCAUGUUCACCCUCUCCAGGGAUCCCUCCAAGGUCACCAUGGGGACGCUGCUUAACUCGGAGCGGGACCACGGUUUUUUACAGGUCCACAACUCCAUCCCCAAAGAGUUCAAGGAGUCUUUGCACAACAACCCGGCCAACAGACGAACCACGCCGGUCUGAGGCGGGCAGGGCCGUGGGCAGGCUGCAUGGCAUCACCCUCGUGACGGUGUAACCCGUGAAACCCCGUUUUUAAGGACAAACCCAGAGGCUCCCCGAGCCCCCGCCCGCGGGGCUGGUUUUUCACUCCUGGAAAAGCCACCGGCCGGGCCAGGUGGCCACGGGGGGACGGGACCCCCGGUGGGGAGGGGACAGGGCCGUGCUGGGACCCUGGCCCUGGCGCCCUGCAGACUGAGCGGGGCUCCAACCCCCCUGGGCCAGCGGCUUCCCGAGGUCUCCAUCGUUCGUGUGAUCAUAACCGCAGUGUUCCCGUAGCUGUGUGUCCAUGGAAAUGCUGGCGAUAGCCCCGUCCGUGAGAACCCUUAACCCGGUAGUUACAUUUAAGUGGAAUCGCCUGGAAGUCCGGAGCUGGAAGCACUGAGCUGGUGCCGGAGCGAUGCUCGUGUUCCAAACCCCCUCCCCUGUCGUGCUGGACGGAGUGCUCGGGCUGGGUUCCUCUAUGGCGUUUCGUGCAUGCAUUAAAUAGCUUGGAAUUCAAUUUUGUCAUGUCGGGUUGGAAGAAACAUCCUUUUGCAAUUUUCUGUGGUCUUGAAAGGGCUUUUUUCCUUCCUUCCUUCCUGCCUUCCUGCUUUCCUGCCUUCCUUUCUUCCUUCCUUCCUUCCUGCCUCCCUUCCUUUCUUCCUUCCCACGAGAGGACUCAGGAGCAGAAUUUCUCCAGUGACUGGUAGCAAGUAUCCAGCGUUUAAUUCACCUCUAACGUUGCAAGAAAAUGAAUUAAUUCCCUACAGUUGAUACACAGCAGUCAGAGAUGACUGUCUGGGCACAGCCAAGGAGGCAGAGCGUGGUCGUGGUGCUGCGGGAGCAGCUGGGGCCGGCCGGGCCGCGGCCGCACGCGGGUGGGGUGGGAUUCCCGGAUGGUUGGGAGAUCCGUGAGAAAAACAACAAUAAAAUAGUCCAGUUUGGCAAGUUC